UUAGUAUUGAACUGAAGAAAACUUCAAUUUUGAGAUCAAAAAAUGGGGGAGAAGAACAAGUACAGUAUAAUUAUACCUACCUACAAUGAACGCCUCAAUAUUGCUCUCAUCAUCUACCUCGUCUUCAAGCAUCUCACGGAUGUUGAUUUUGAAAUAAUAGUAGUGGAUGAUGGAAGUCCAGAUGGCACACAGGAUAUUGUCAAACAAUUGCAGAAAGUAUAUGGAGAAGAUCGUAUUUUAUUGAGACCUCGACCUCGGAAACUUGGUCUAGGCACUGCAUAUAUUCAUGGUUUGAAGCAUGCCUCAGGCAAUUUUGUUGUUAUUAUGGAUGCGGAUCUUUCUCACCAUCCAAAAUACCUGCCAAGAUUUAUCAAGAAACAAAUGGAGACAGGUGCCAAUAUAGUUACUGGAACUCGAUAUGUUUCUAGUGGUGGUGUCCACGGAUGGAACCUUAUGCGCAAAUUGACAAGUAGGGGAGCCAAUGUCCUUGCACAGACACUACUUUGGCCGGGUGUAUCAGACUUAACUGGAUCCUUCCGGCUGUACCAGAAGUCUGCACUAGAAGACAUCAUAAGCUCUUGUGUCAGUAAAGGAUAUGUUUUUCAGAUGGAGAUGAUUGUUAGGGCUUCAAGAAAAGGUUACCGGAUUGAAGAGGUUCCAAUUACUUUCGUUGAUAGAGUAUUUGGAAGUUCCAAGCUGGGAGGAUCUGAAAUAGUGGAGUAUCUAAAGGGCCUUCUGUAUCUUCUGGUUACAACUUGAUAUGGAUACAAGCUGCAUGACCAGAGAUUCCAAAGACUUGAGUUGUUUAGCAACCCGUGACAUUCUGAAGACUUGAACUAGGACCAUAUAACAAAUUCUUUUUUCUAUUUGCUUCAGCUUAUGUAACCAAAAUUUUGAUGAAUGAGCUAUGAUGUAUUGGAAAUAGUGUUACUGGAGUAAUUUUCAAUGCUACUUUGGUUUAUUUUGUGGAUGAUGCUUUCCAUUAUUGGCUAAUACACUUGUGCAAGUUAUCUGUUA
This is a messenger RNA of Solanum verrucosum, 1017 nucleotides long. RefSeq names its product dolichol-phosphate mannosyltransferase subunit 1. NCBI's taxonomy places the organism in Eukaryota, Viridiplantae, Streptophyta, Magnoliopsida, Solanales, Solanaceae. Gene Ontology annotation, biological process: GPI anchor biosynthetic process; protein O-linked glycosylation via mannose. The record is from RefSeq and is a predicted model, not a curated record. The transcript is spliced from 8 exons. Bases 43 to 759 code for a protein of 238 amino acids. Gene Ontology annotation, cellular component: endoplasmic reticulum membrane. Gene Ontology annotation, molecular function: dolichyl-phosphate beta-D-mannosyltransferase activity.